This is a messenger RNA of Dreissena polymorpha, 1200 nucleotides long. Its product is annotated as lysozyme-like. NCBI's taxonomy places the organism in Eukaryota, Metazoa, Mollusca, Bivalvia, Myida, Dreissenidae. Gene Ontology annotation, molecular function: lysozyme activity. The coding region runs from base 44 to 739 and encodes 231 amino acids. The record is from RefSeq and is a predicted model, not a curated record. The transcript is spliced from 7 exons.
ACCUGAUUGUGUGAAGUCCUCAUUGGCUAAAUUCAUAUUAACCAUGGUGACUCGUGCAAUUUUAACGACAGUGUUAGUCGUUACGUCAUUGACUUCAGCGUUUGCGGCGCCUGCGACGGGAGCUUGUCUGUGUGUAACUACGACCGGCGUUAACGUCCGGGAAUCAGCAUCAAUCCAUAGUCACGUGGUCAUUCAAGCGACAACGGGGGAUUGUUUCCAUUAUUCCGGACACUCACUAAUUGCCGACGGACACACAUGGUACCAGCUAGCCAAUGUACACGGUCAUCAAAAUGUUUGGAUUGCCUCUGAAUUUCUGCACGUGUCGCUGGCGUCUCAAUGUACAACUGGUAGUGGCUCUGGUUCUGGUGUAUUCGCAACGGGAAUGGUUUCUCAGGAAUGCCUCCAGUGUAUUUGUACGCAAGAAUCUGGAUGCCGCCCACUUGGUUGCCAUGACGACGUUGGAACUCCUUCCUGCGGCUACUUCCAGAUUAAGGAAGUCUACUGGAUUGACUGUGGUCGGCCAGGAAACAGCUGGCCCGAGUGUGCCGCCGACAAGCAUUGCUCCUCCCAGUGCGUGCAGAACAAUAUGAAGCGCUAUGCGGCCCACGGGGGUUGCCCCUUGUCCUGCGAGGGGUAUGCCCGCAUACACAAUGGUGGCCCGAAUGGCUGCCACAAGGACGCAACAUUGGCCUACUGGCAUCGCUUACAGUCACACCCUGGCUGCAGUAACGUGCAUUAAUCAAAUGAACUGGCUCGGUAUUUACACAGUUCCUUAAAGAAAUAUUAACUUCAGUUGUAAUAAAAGUAAAACUUCAGAACGAAUUUCCUUUCCAAAGUCAAAUGUUUUAUUUUGUCAAGAAUAUUUGCUUGUUUGUUUUUUUCAGGAGUCUCAAAGAGUUCAUGCUAAUUGUGUACUUAAUUGCUUUAAAUAAAUAUCUGACUAUAAUUCCAAUCAAAAAGAAAUACAGUGUUAAACAAAAAUAUAGUUACCAUUAAUAUUUUUUUUCAAGUGUAAAUUUUAAUUUAUUUAAACUUGUUUUUAAAUAAACAUUGUGCAGAUGUAGUUUUUGUGUCAAGAUUGGUGAUUUAAGAUUUUUAUGUUUGAAAGAUUUGUUGCAAAUAAAAUAUACGCAUACUAUUUGUUUCGAUUUUAUUUGCAAUUACGCAAUAUGAAUUUUCUCAUAAAAAAUGCCGAAUGUA